UUUCGGAUGAUCAGUCUAUUUGAUGAAGGAAAUGAUAUGUCGAUCACUCAUUUAAUAUAUUUUUUCUCCGUCGUUAUAAAUUUAUUUGCACACAUGUGCCUAUAUUGCGCUCUUGGUGAGAUUUUAAUUGCUCAGUGCAAUAAAAUAUAUUAUGCAGCAUAUAACAACAAAUGGUACACUCUAAAUUCAGAAACUAUAGAAGAUUUGUUGCUCUUAAUGACAAGAGGUUCUAAAUCGGUCUAUCUGACCGCUGGAAAAGUGUCUCCUGUUACAAUGACUACAUUUUGCAGUUUUGUGAAAACAUCCGUUGGUUAUAUAUCCGUCUUGCACACAAUAAAAAGUUGAAAAAAAAAAUAAGAAGAAUGUAAAAUUUUUUC
This is a messenger RNA of Acromyrmex echinatior (Panamanian leafcutter ant), 377 nucleotides long. Its product is annotated as 4-vinylanisole receptor-like. Lineage: Eukaryota; Metazoa; Arthropoda; Insecta; Hymenoptera; Formicidae. Gene Ontology annotation, cellular component: plasma membrane. The record is from RefSeq and is a predicted model, not a curated record. Gene Ontology annotation, molecular function: olfactory receptor activity; odorant binding. Gene Ontology annotation, biological process: detection of chemical stimulus involved in sensory perception of smell; sensory perception of smell.